Molecule: messenger RNA, 489 nt
Organism: Penicillium maclennaniae
Lineage: Eukaryota; Fungi; Ascomycota; Eurotiomycetes; Eurotiales; Aspergillaceae
Exons: 2
Coding region: 1-489 (162 amino acids)
Source: RefSeq, a predicted model, not a curated record
AUGAAGCUUUCCAUUCUUUUCUUCGCUGCUCUCCUCGGAGAGACAGCCCGUGCCUACAAACUCGGUGAUAAAGCCACCGGAACAACCGAUCCCGAUGUGACUGAGAACUGUAGUCAGUGGGCGAACAGUAUUUCUUCUGGUGAUACCUGCGAGAGACUCGAAGCCGACUUCAACAUCGAUUAUCUGCAAUUGCACGAAUGGGCAACUAGGCUUGUUGGUACCGAAGCGCCGACUCUCAAGAACCCCAACUACACCGGUUCGUCUAGCGCGCUCGCGACAACUACGACUGCAACUUCUAGCCCCACUUCCACCUCCAGUACUGGAACUGAGUCGACAGCCACUGCAUCGUUGAAUGUGAAUGCCAGUUCAACCGCUACCGAGUCGUCUACCUCUCAGCAGACAAACAAUGUUGCUAGUUCUGGGCUCACCAAAAUUCCUGCCCUCAUCUUGUCUGUUGCCUUUUCCGCCCUGGCCUUGCAACUCAAUUAG